UUUCUUUGUCAAAAUAAAGUUAGGCUGUCUUUCCUAUGGCAAUAAGACAACACGGUUUAAUAAGAUAUAAUGUAUAACAUUUGCCCCAUCUCCUUGUAGCCUCCUUGUGUUAAACUGACACGAGGACAGUGAGGGGAUUACCGAGAGGGGAGGGGGGGCACGCAGAGAGUCGCGCGCGCCGGAGCAUCCCAAGUCCGUUUGAGUUUCCACCUCAGCUUGUUAUAAAUGAAUAAAAACAAAGGGAGUAUCACACCGGCGUGCUGAGAACAGGCUGUAUACGGAACGGAAGACAACAUGCAGAGUGCGGGUUCUGAGAUCCAAGAUGCGAUUGGUCAGCGUGUCCAGGGCACGGCUUCGGAGGGCAGCCGAGGAGGAGGAGAGAGAGAGGGAGCGCCCUGCCGCACCUGCCCCGCCCCCUGUCUCACACCAUCAGUUUAACAGCCUCAAGAACAAAUUCUUCGAUGAGCUCACACACCUGCCAAAUCAUAAACUUCGCAUGCCAAUGUGGGCUGUGGGUGCCAUUGUGGUGGUGGUACUGGCCCUAGUGGCAUGCAUGGGGUUCUGCAUUUACAAGAAGUGUUUCAACAAAGGCAAAAAGCAGAAGAAAGUGAGAGAAAGGAAGGCUGGAGGAGGUCGAGGACGCAGGAAAAAAGACAAGGAAGGAGAGGAGGAUGACAAGAAGGAGGGAGAUGACGCUAAAGAAGAAGAAGAGAAGGAGUUCUUUGGUAAACUGGAGUACUCACUGGACUAUAACUUCAAUGAUAACCAGCUGAUCGUAGGAAUCCUCCAAGCCCAGGACCUGGCAGCUAUGGAUAUGGGUGGCACUUCAGAUCCUUAUGUUAAAGUAUACAUGCUCCCAGACAAGAAGAAGAAGUUUGAGACCAAAGUCCAGAGAAAGAACCUGUGUCCAGUCUUCAAUGAGACCUUCACAUUUAAGAUUCCCUACACUGAGCUUGGCGGUCAAACCUUGGUGUUGCAGGUCUUUGACUUUGAUCGAUUUGGAAAACAUGACCUCAUUGGAGAGAUCAAGAUCCCCAUGAGCACUAUAGACCUGGGACAGCCCAUCCACGAAUGGAAGGAUCUGAGUGGAGGAGAGAAGGAAGAGCAAGAGAAACUGGGUGACAUCUGUAUUUCGCUGCGUUACGUCCCCACUGCUGGAAAACUCACUGUAAAUGUCAUGGAAGCCAAGAAUCUGAAGAAGAUGGAUGUGGGAGGUCUCUCAGAUCCCUAUGUGAAACUGGUGCUACAACACAAUGGCAAACGUAUAAAGAAGAAGAAGACGUCAGUCAAACAGAACACUCUGAAUCCUUACUUUAACGAGAGCUUCAGUUUUGAGAUCCCCUUUUCUCAGAUACAGAAAGUGCAGUUACUGGUGACUGUGUACGACUAUGACAAGCUGGGCAGUAAUGACCCCAUCGGGAAGUGCUGGAUUGGUUACGGUGCCUCGGGGGUGGGUCUGCGGCACUGGUCUGAUAUGUUGGCCAACCCCAGACGUCCUGUGGCGCAGUGGCACACGCUUCAGCCAGAGGAGGAGAUUGAUGCAGCACUCAAGGCCCCCAUCCGCUAAAACACACACUCAUCACUUCCUUUAGAUUAGUGUUUCUCAAACUGUGGUAUGUGUACAACUGGUGGUAAGCAAGCUUCACGUAGCUCUUCAGUUUGUAGGUUUGACUAAAGUUUUGUUUAUCCAUUUUUUGUCCUCCAUUGGAUAAUUUCUUGUUUAGAACUACAAUGGAAAUUAUGUAGUCCUCUUAUAGAUGCGUUUUUUUUCCUAGGUUAGACCUGGAAUAGUCCUGUUAUAUACUGGAUCUGGUGGUAUUUGUGGUAUUUGGAAAGCCUCGGUGGUAAGUUGGAGAGCCACUGCUUUACAGGAGUUUAUCUGAUUUUCAGAGUAGUAUUAUCGUCCAUUGUCUUUGACGUUAUUAUUGAGAGUAUAUGGGCCAUCACACAAAAUCUUAGAUGCUGCAGGAGUAUGGAUUGUUAUGAUCUUAUUUGAAACAAAACAUACUUGGAGUUGUGUUUUGUUUCAUUUACACAUGUAAAUGAGGUGGAGUACACUGAUCCACUGUGUUAUUAAAUUGCACACACUAGAAUCAUUUGGAUAAUUUAAAGCCCUACAAUCUCCACUGAACUAAAGGUAAAAGGUAGCUUGAAAAUUACUACUUCAUGACAUCAUAAGAUGGAACAGGGCAUUUUGAGCUUUUGAGAUGUAGACAGACUAAUAAUAAAGGGUUACUCAAACAUGUUUGAAUGAAACAAAACAUAACUCCAUGUAUAUAAUUCUCAUUUUUAAACCUAUACAAAUUUAGCACUGUAUAAUUGUCAUUUUUUUACCUCUAAGAAAGCAUACUUUUA
This is a messenger RNA of Periophthalmus magnuspinnatus, 2355 nucleotides long. RefSeq names its product synaptotagmin Va (gene syt5a). Gene Ontology annotation, biological process: cellular response to calcium ion; regulation of dopamine secretion; synaptic vesicle endocytosis. Gene Ontology annotation, molecular function: syntaxin binding; clathrin binding; phosphatidylserine binding. Bases 323 to 1567 code for a protein of 414 amino acids. The transcript has 11 exons. Gene Ontology annotation, cellular component: axon; synaptic vesicle membrane; dense core granule. NCBI's taxonomy places the organism in Eukaryota, Metazoa, Chordata, Actinopteri, Gobiiformes, Gobiidae. The record is from RefSeq and is a predicted model, not a curated record.